Messenger RNA from Hyposmocoma kahamanoa, 1438 nucleotides. RefSeq lists its product as uncharacterized. Gene Ontology annotation, cellular component: transcription regulator complex. Gene Ontology annotation, molecular function: RNA polymerase II cis-regulatory region sequence-specific DNA binding; DNA-binding transcription factor activity, RNA polymerase II-specific; transcription factor binding. The transcript is spliced from 5 exons. Lineage: Eukaryota; Metazoa; Arthropoda; Insecta; Lepidoptera; Cosmopterigidae. Gene Ontology annotation, biological process: regulation of transcription by RNA polymerase II. The coding region runs from base 335 to 1438 and encodes 367 amino acids. The record is from RefSeq and is a predicted model, not a curated record.
UUUACAAAAAUUAUUCAAAUUGUUCGACACAAAAUAAAGUGUUAUAAUCGUGUUGUGUUAGUGAACAGUUUUGAGGUUAAUACGUGUUUAAAUACGUAUGAUAAACAGACUAGUUUAAUUAUCAAGUUUUUGUGUCGAUUCGAGUGGUAUCAAAUUGACUUUUGACGUCACUUGGAGCGACCAAUCAGUCGGCACUUAAGAAAAAUAACACUUGUUGAAUGUUGAGUGUUUUGGUCCAAUUUUCGCCCUUCGAAUCCGGAUCGGUAGUGAGUUCUUACGGAACUGGGACAAUUUAAUGGAUUUAAAUGGAAGCAGCUGACUAUACUUCGGAAAUAUGUUAUUAAAAUGUACCCCGGACGGUCGGCGAAUCAAAGUGAACGGAGUGCCGGUGAGCCAGGGAAAUGUUGCAAGAGACAUGAAAAUGACGAUGUCCACGUCGGCGACGAUGACAACGAGAGUGCACAGAAAAGUCAUCCGGGCACCUCAUAAGAGACCGCACGCAGGCAAAUCGCCUCAUCCAGGCAAAAUGAUGCACGGUGCCAAAAUGGCGCAUCCGGGUAAAAUGGCGCACCCGGGCAAAAUUGCACACCCGGGCAAAAUGGCACACCCGGGCAAAAUGGCGCACCCAGGAAAAUUCGGCAAACUAUCACAUUACGCGCACACACACGCCAUCAGACCACCAGAGCUGUGUGAAAAUAGCAACGACAGCGGUCUCGGGCCAGACUCUGUUCACAGAUUAUCUGACUCACUGGAGGAGUGGGAACAGGAGUCCAAACGGCGGCGGAUGGAGAGCGAAGCGGUUAAGUUAGAAUGCGAUGAUGCCAACGACGCAUAUGCAUUCCCCUCGGCCAGCGACGCGCCCGCUACAGCGCCCGCGCCCGCGCCCGCGCCCGCUCCGCUCAACGUGUCCGCGCCAUACAUGCUCGCGCCUACAAGCGCAAACGCUGCCACUGCGCCCACACCCGUCCAUCCCAUGCCCAUAAUUAGAGCGGGUUGCAGUUUAUCUAGUCCAAACGUCACAGAAGCACCUGGGAAACGGUAUUCCGAGGCGUCCUACAGAUCGUGCGGGAAGCUGGGAAGCAGCGGCAAGUUGGUAGGGAAGUACCCUGGUGGAGGGAAAUUGUCGGGGAAAUUGGGAGGGAAACUAGGAGGGAAGUACGGUGGAAAGUUGGCUCAGGUUCUGGCGAGGCGGAGAGCGUACGCGCCGAGCGUGCAUUCCGGGCCCCCCGGUUUGGCUGCCACCUUGGCCAGUCGGUCCAGAGACGGCACUGUUGAGCUCCAAAUUUUGUGUCAACCAGAAACGCAGCACAGAGCGAGAUAUCAGACUGAAGGCAGUCGUGGCGCUGUCAAAGACAACUCAGGGAAUGGUUUCCCAGUAGUAAAACUGAUUGGUUACGACAAGCCUGCCGUACUACAGGUAAUUAUUAUACAUUCAUAA